GUGUUAGAAAAAUCGGGAAAGCGUCGUUCGUCGGUCUUGUGCUGUCGCGUGUGUGUGUUUAUAAAUUAAAUGAAAGCCAGUUGUAAAAUAUAUCUUGAAAUAUGUGUGUGCUUAAUAUUAUUAAAUAAAAGUGUGUAAUCUGCAGUGCUUAUAUACAACAGCAAACACAAAAAAACACGAAUCGUGUGUACAAGUGAGUGCCAAUUGCAAGACAAAAUGGCUGCAUUUCGACGCAUUUAAUGCGCGCACUGCAACAACAAGCACAACAGCAGCAACAACAACAAAACCAAUAACAACGACAAAGCAUAACAUACACAAAGCAAACGUCAAACACAACAACAGCCAACAACGGGAAACAUAGACGUAGCAGCAAGAACAACAAAAACUGCUGAGUAACUUCGAGUUCUAAGAUUCGUCACGUUGGAGCCCAUUCGCAUAUAAUGUCAUCAACAUGUGGAUUAAAAAUGGUUUUCAUGUCGAUCAUUUUCAUCAUCAUCGUAAAUGGUUACGCAAAAGAUAUUUCCGGAGUUGAAAGAGGUCGCGAAAGACUCAACGAAUACAUAUCCCACUUUGAAAAACUCAACUAUGAUCUGCAGAACGUUAGAGCUAGUCACAAUAGAGCGCGACGAUCAGUGACCAAAGAUCAUUAUGUAUAUUUAAAAUUUGGAGCACAUGGAAGAGACUUCCAUCUUAGAUUAAAACGUGAUUUAAAUACUUUUAGCGAUAAGUUAGAGUUUUAUGAUAACAAUGGCCCCAUUGAUGUCUCUACGGAUCACAUCUACGAGGGCGAAGUGAUAGGGGAUCGUAAAAGUUAUGUAUUUGGUUCCAUACACAAUGGGGUAUUCGAGGGUAAAAUUAUAACGGAACGUGAUGCCUAUUAUGUUGAACAUGCCAAACAUUAUUUUCCCACAAAUCGUACGACGACGACGACGCCGAGAAGCACAAAAUUCGCGCCGACGACGGAGUCCACAGCUCCAAUCAGCAACACCACCACAACCACAACCACCACCACUACCAUUAGUAGCACAAACACACAAGCACGGCCCUGGGCCCUACGUAGCAGCCACAGCAACAACAACAACUACUACAACAACAGAACUGCCGUUGAUAAUAAGACGAAAAAUGUCAUAAACAAAAAAGCUGAAGCUGAAAUCACAGCAACAUCGUCAACAUUGCCAAGUCCUCAGCGUCGGAAAAUGUCUGAGUCCAUAGCGUCAACGCCAGCACCAACUGAACUGACUGAACAAGAAAAGCAGAAAGAAGAAGACAAACUUAAUUUUCACUCCAUUAUCUAUAAAGAGUCACAUGUCGAGGAUGCCUACGAGAAUGUGCGUGAAGGUCACGUGGGCGGUUGCGGCAUAACGGAGGAAGUUUCACAAUGGAUGGAGAACAUACAAAAUUCAGCGGUUGAAGAGCUGCCCGAGCCCAUGUCAAAGGAUGUGCAGAAGCUGCAACGGAAGCAGCAGCAUAAAAAAUCAGCCCCAUCGCCGCAGCAGCCGCCAAAGAAAUACAGCAACGGCGAUGAUGACUUCAAAUUUCCCCAUCAGAAGUACACGAAGGAGGCGAACUUUGCCGAUGGUGCAUUCUAUGAUCCCAGCACCGGUCGCCGUUUGGGCAACACAGCCAAUAUCGCCGACUGGCAUGAGCUGGUUCAUGAGCGAGUGAGACGCGCCAGUCUUGGUAAUGGCGGCAACUCCGGCCAAGGCGGCGGUGGCGGCAGCGGCGGCUCAGGCGGCACAUCGGGCUCUGGACGUGGACGCGAGGAUAAUAAGAAUACCUGCUCGCUGUAUAUACAAACGGAUCCAUUGAUUUGGCGGCAUAUACGCGAGGGCAUUGCCGAUCACGAUCGCGGUCACAGGAGCGAGGUGGAUGAAAAAACACGCGAGGAAAUCACAUCCCUGAUUGCCCAUCAUGUGACGGCCGUUAAUUACAUUUACCGCAACACAAUAUUCGAUGGACGCAGUGUGCAUCGCAACAUUCGCUUUGAGGUGCAACGCAUCAAAAUUGACGAUGACUCUGCCUGUCGCACCUCGUACAAUGGCCCCCACAAUGCCUUCUGCAACGAGCACAUGGAUGUGUCCAACUUCCUGAACUUGCACUCUUUGGAGGAUCACUCAGACUUCUGUCUAGCCUAUGUGUUCACAUACAGAGACUUCACGGGCGGCACUCUGGGCCUGGCCUGGGUAGCCAGCGCUUCAGGUGCGUCUGGCGGUAUUUGUGAAAAGUACAAAACCUAUACAGAGACUGUGGGUGGACAGUAUCAGAGCACAAAGCGGUCGCUCAAUACCGGCAUCAUUACGUUUGUCAACUAUAAUAGUCGAGUGCCGCCAAAGGUUUCGCAGCUAACGCUGGCACAUGAGAUUGGUCAUAAUUUUGGAUCACCGCACGACUACCCGCAGGAGUGCCGUCCAGGGGGCCUCAAUGGCAACUACAUUAUGUUCGCCAGCGCCACUUCGGGUGAUAGACCCAAUAAUUCCAAGUUCUCACCUUGCUCCAUACGAAACAUUUCCAAUGUGCUGGAUGUCUUGGUGGGUAAUAGCAAGCGGGAUUGUUUCAAGGCCUCGGAGGGUGCCUUCUGUGGCAACAAGAUUGUGGAAUCCGGCGAGGAAUGUGACUGCGGCUUCAAUGAUGAGGAAUGCAAGGACAAUUGCUGCUACCCACGUUUGAUCAGCGAAUACGAUCAGUCUAUUAACUCCAGUGCCAAGGGCUGCACACGACGCGCCCAGACACAAUGCUCCCCCUCACAGGGUCCCUGCUGUCUGUCACAAUCCUGCAAGUUUGUUCCCAUGAACAGCCAUCAGAAGUGCAAGGAGGAGACCGAAUGUUCCUGGUCCAGCACCUGCAAUGGCACAACGGCCGAGUGUCCAGAGCCCAAGCAUCGCGAUGACAAGACAAUGUGCAACAAUGGCACAGCCCUCUGCAUACGUGGCGAGUGCAGCGGCUCCCCUUGCCUACUGUGGAACAUGACCAAGUGCUUCCUGUCCUCGGCCAGCCUACCGCAUGUGAACAAACGCAAGUUGUGCGAGCUGGCCUGCCAAUUGGGCAACAACACAUCCACCUGUCGCAGCACCAGCGAAUUCGCCGCCGAAUAUAACAUAAAACCGGGCGGCAUUAGUUUGCAGCCUGGUUCGCCUUGUGAUAAUUUCCAGGGCUAUUGCGAUGUGUUCCUCAAGUGCCGCGCCGUGGAUGCUGAUGGCCCGCUAGUGCGACUUAAGAACUUGCUGUUGAAUCGCGAGACUCUGCUCACAGUUGCCGAAUGGGUUACCGUGAACUGGUAUUUGGUAGUGCUGAUGAGUGUUGGCUUUAUAGUGAUUAUGGGCGCAUUCAUCAAAUGCUGUGCGGUUCAUACGCCCAGCUCUAAUCCCAAGAAACGGCGAGCAAGACGCAUUAGUGAAACACUGCGUGCUCCCAUGAAUACGUUGCGCAGAAUGCAACGACAUCCACACCAGCGUGGCGCUGGACCGCGCAGCAUACCACCGCCAGCGCAUGAGGCGCAACAGUAUCCGCGUGGUGGCGGAGGAGGUGGCGGUGGCCCACCUGGUCGUCAUCAUCCACGCUCCCAUCAUCAUGGUGCACACCCGCACGAAUGGGACCGCCAACAGGGCGGGCACUCGAUUGUCCCGCUGCCCACAGGGGGCAGUCAUGGCAGUCGCGGGGCGGGUCAUCCUUCAACGGCGGCGGCAGCUGCCAAUUCGCGACGCAGCGAUGGACGAGGUGCUCGUCCCAGUAGCAGUGGCAGACCACAAAGCAGCGCCGGACCGCGCUCGGCAGCAGCGCAUGGCGGGUAUGCAGAGCAGGCGGGCGUGGGUGGUAUUGGUGGAGGUGUGCAGGCGGCCAUUAGUAGCGGUGGCGUUGUGGCACGUGCCCAGCUGCCGCUGCCAAUGCCGCCGGCCAGUGCACAACAGCAACAACAACACGCACUCUCACCGCAACAGCAGCAACAACAACAACAACAGCAAGCGUAUUAUGCGCCGAAAGAACUACCACCACGUAAUAAAUCCCGCUCAUCACGUAUGAACAAUGCCAACAACAACACCACAUCCACAACAGCCACAGCCUCUACGGCGGCCAGUAGUAGUAAGAGCGCCAAAAGUGCCAAAACCAAAGACUCAAAACAUCAACAGCAACAACACAAAUCGAAAGACAAACACAGCAGCAGUCGCAGCAGCAGCAAAGAGAAAGCCACGAAACCGCGUCGCAACAUUGUCUAUUAGUUUGGAACGUUUUGGAAUGGAACAACGCACAUGCCAUACAGCACAACACUACAUAGCGAGCUUUUCUAAUCCUCCCCUACGUCUCAUACACAUAUGCCUUCCUAUAAAACAUAUACGAGUAUUUAAAACGAACACAAACUCCCCCCUCAACGAAAAUUGCCACAUAACUUCUUAAACGCAAUUGGCGUCGUGGCGCCGCUACAAGCAAGCUAUAGUCGUCCGACAUCGUUGCAUGAGCAGCAGCAGCAGCAGCAACAACAGCAACAACAACACGCCUAUGCUGAUGCUUAUGCGGCAUUGGGACGCGGACACUAUGAGUCGACAACGCGGGCGCCGAACAACAGCAAGGUUUGACAGCCGAAAGCGUCGGAGCGGCAUAAAAAGCAAAAAACCAAACGACAACAGCAACAACAACAACAGCAACAUAAAAAGCCACAGCCACAACAACAACAACAAAAAUCAA
Molecule: messenger RNA, 4677 nt
Organism: Scaptodrosophila lebanonensis
Lineage: Eukaryota; Metazoa; Arthropoda; Insecta; Diptera; Drosophilidae
Gene: kuz
Product: disintegrin and metalloproteinase domain-containing protein 10
Exons: 13
Coding region: 441-4214 (1257 amino acids)
Biological process (GO): membrane protein ectodomain proteolysis; Notch signaling pathway
Cellular component (GO): plasma membrane
Molecular function (GO): metalloendopeptidase activity
Source: RefSeq, a predicted model, not a curated record